Molecule: messenger RNA, 680 nt
Organism: Phascolarctos cinereus (koala)
Lineage: Eukaryota; Metazoa; Chordata; Mammalia; Diprotodontia; Phascolarctidae
Gene: CUNH5orf52
Product: chromosome unknown C5orf52 homolog
Source: RefSeq, a predicted model, not a curated record
GGCGUGCCCCGCCCGUCUCCUAGAAGAUGCGAGAGGAGGCCAAACGGCCUAGCCUCAACAGGGGCUCCAUUCAACUGCCCGCCCAGCCCGAAGACGCUAGGGAAGUGGCCCUGCCUGGUCCGGCAGUGGCCACGCACUCGUCAGCAUGCCACCUGCUUAUGGACAAGCCGGAGUGGCGCCGGACCGAGAUCCCCUUGGCCGGGAAGUCCCAGGUGGUGUUCAUGCAGCCCAGAAACUCCCAGGCUCCCGUGCUUUUCAGCUUGAUGAAUGCCAGUGAGGUGGCUGUGAAAAAGUUUUUACCCAAGAGCCACUUGUCGAGAGUGAUUAUUCGAGACAACCUUAGUGCCCAGCGAGUCUACGAACUGGAGACAAGAGCAGCAGACAAGACUAAGAAGAAAAUGGGCCAUCUCUUUGACCACCUGAAGAAGAAGUUCAUGACAGAGCAGCUGAGGAAGCUGAGCCGCUGGCAUCGGGAAGCGCUGCCCAUCCAGAGAUACCUGGAGAGCAUCCAGAAGUACCGGAAAGAGAUCAAGCCCAGGCCCAAGCCCAAGAAGAAGGCGGAGACUCUGAAAAGUGCUCAUGCCAAGAAAAAGGAGGUCUUCCGCUGAGCCUCGGAAGAGGGGGCCUCGUCGGGGGAGGGGAGGCAGCAAUGGAAGUAAACUCUCCUUUUGUUCACUGUU